AUGAAGAAGGUUUUAUACUUCUACGAUGAGGAGGUGGGGAAUUUCUUUUACGGGCCGGGGCACCCCAUGAAGCCGCACCGCGUGCGAAUGACUCAUGACUUGCUCCGCUCUUACGGACUGCUGGACUCUUUGGAACUCAUGCUGCCGCCGCACCCCACAGUCGAGGCUUUGACGCGUUUCCACGCAGAUGAUUACAUUUCUUUUCUCCGCUCCACGGGAGAAGUCUUCGGGCCCCCUGCUGCUGCGCUGCUGGCCCAGCCGGAGCCCCCAGCAGCAGCAGCAGCAGCAGCAGCAGCAGCAGCAGCGGGGGGAGUUCCCGCGGGGGCGAACUCCGCGGCCCCCGUCCAGGGCCUCCCCCUGUUGUCAACGGGAACGCAGCAGCAGCAGCAGCCAAAGAGCCGGCCCAGGAGGCCCCCGGGGGGCCUCCAGGGGGCCCCGCGGGGGCCCCCCCCGCGGGGGGCCCCCUCGUUUGUGGAGCAAAUAAGCCGGUUCAACAUCGGGGAAGACUGCCCCGUGUUCGAAGGGCUUUGGGAGUACUGCAAGACUUACAGCGGAGGCAGCAUUGAAGGCGCGCGAAGAGUUGUGAGAGGAGACUUCCAGUGCGCCAUCAACUGGGCGGGGGGGCUGCACCACGGGAAGAAGCACGAGGCGAGCGGGUUUUGUUACGUCAACGACUGCGUGUUGGCGGCGUUGGAGUUUUUGCGAUUUAAACAUCGAGUGCUUUACGUCGACGUGGACAUCCACCACGGAGACGGAGUCGAGGAGGCCUUCUACACUUCCCCCCGCGUGUUGUGCUGCUCGUUUCACAAGUACGGGCACUUCUUCCCGGGCACUGGGGCCCUGGAAGACAUCGGCUUGGAAGAGGGUUUGGGCUACAGCGUCAACGUGCCGCUGCACGAGGGCAUCGACGACCAGAUGUACUCUUCCCUCUUCCAAAGGGUCAGAGCAGCAGCAGCAGCAGCAGCAGCAGCAGCAGCAGCAGAAACAGCAGCAGCAGCGGCAGAAAUAGGAGCAGCAGCAGCAGCAGAAACAGCAGCAGCAGCAGCAGAAAUAGCAGCAGCAGUAGCAGCAGCAGAAACAGGAGCAGCAACAGCAGCAAAAAUAGCAGCAGCAGCAGCAGCAGCAGAAACAGGAGCAGCAGCAGCAGCAGCAGCAGCAGCAGCAGCAGCAGGUGUUGGGUGUGUGCAGGUGAUGGACCAAAUAAUGGAAGUGUACCGGCCCGAAGCUGUAGUGUUUCAGUGCGGGGCGGAUUCUGUGGCUGGCGACCGCCUGGGCUGCUUCAACUUGUCGCUCGAGGGCCACAGCGAAGCCGUGCGUUACUUUUGCCGGCGCGAAGUGCCCGCGAUCUUCCUGGGGGGCGGCGGCUACACUUUGGGAAACGUCCCGAGGUGUUGGGCGAAGGAAACUGCCUGCAUUCUCGGCCUCCAACUCAGCCCCAAAAUCCCGGAGAGCUGCGUCUACCGAGGGUACUACGGGCCGAACUACGAGCUGAAGAUUCGCACGACGAACAUGGAGAACCGCAACGACGAGAAGUACAUCGACUCCAUUGUGCAGAAGAUCAGCACGACUUUGCGACAACACGUUUACCCAAUUGGGGGGCAGAUCUCGGCCAACUUCACUGAGGAAGAACGGCCUACGGGAGUCGUCCUGGCGAGCAGCUUUGAAAAUGAGGACAAGCACGGGGACAAAGAAGUCAACACGGAGCAUUUCUGCAGAGUUUCGAACCCCGGCUGUGCCUGA
Molecule: messenger RNA, 1740 nt
Organism: Eimeria necatrix
Lineage: Eukaryota; Apicomplexa; Conoidasida; Eucoccidiorida; Eimeriidae
Product: histone deacetylase, putative
Exons: 11
Coding region: 1-1740 (579 amino acids)
Molecular function (GO): histone deacetylase activity
Source: RefSeq, a predicted model, not a curated record